GACCGCUACCCCUCUGCAUUCAGGUACUCCCUCAAGUGUACGUGUUUGCUCACAAGUCCUUGCCGCUCUGAUAACAGUGCAAGCUUCCGGUUUCUGAAGCCUGUUCGAUGAAUGAACGAAGAGAUGAAUGAAGGGCAAGUGCUGUGACGUUGUAGUCCAGCACGUGCACGCGCUUGCGCACAACCUGCCGCGUGUCGAUCGCGAGACUGUUGACGGUUACAGCCCGCCUUCGGCUGGUGGAGAGCGAAGUGAAGGCGUCCCGAGGGAGUCUAAAUGGGUGAUCCAGAGAAAGGAAAGAAAAUUUUUGUUCAGAAGUGUGCUGUAUGCCACACAAUUGAAAAAGGUGGCAAGCAUAUGGUUGGCCCAAACCUCUGGGGUCUUUUUGGGCGUAAGACUGGUAGUUCUCCAGGAUAUACAUACACGGAUGCAAACAAAAAUAAAGGCAUAACAUGGGGAGAAAGCACUCUAAUGGAAUAUUUGGAGAACCCUAAAAAAUAUAUUCCUGGAACAAAAAUGCUGUUUGCUGGAAUCAAGAAGAAAAGUGAACGUGCUGACCUUAUUGCUUAUUUAAAAAAUGCAUCAUCAUAG
Stegostoma tigrinum is the source of this 588-nucleotide messenger RNA. Its product is annotated as cytochrome c iso-1/iso-2-like. The transcript has 3 exons. Gene Ontology annotation, molecular function: electron transfer activity; heme binding. Bases 274 to 588 code for a protein of 104 amino acids. Gene Ontology annotation, cellular component: mitochondrial intermembrane space. Gene Ontology annotation, biological process: mitochondrial electron transport, ubiquinol to cytochrome c; mitochondrial electron transport, cytochrome c to oxygen. The record is from RefSeq and is a predicted model, not a curated record. NCBI's taxonomy places the organism in Eukaryota, Metazoa, Chordata, Chondrichthyes, Orectolobiformes, Stegostomatidae.